Molecule: messenger RNA, 3325 nt
Organism: Saccostrea cuccullata (small rock oyster)
Lineage: Eukaryota; Metazoa; Mollusca; Bivalvia; Ostreida; Ostreidae
Product: protein FAM53A-like
Exons: 5
Coding region: 253-1473 (406 amino acids)
Biological process (GO): protein import into nucleus
Cellular component (GO): nucleus
Source: RefSeq, a predicted model, not a curated record
AAAAAACCAAGGGGAGAAGUAGCGGGGUUUAGCUUCUCUAUUUGCUUAUUUAAAUAACAGCCAAUUUUCUGUUGGUGGAAGCUACAAAGGUACAGCAUAGGUGUGAUUGUGGAAAAAAUACCAUGAAUUAUGGAGGACUAUCUUCAGUGUGUUAGUGUAAGGGCACUCGAAGACUACAUGUGCUGACCACGAUGAAUACGACUGUACCUAAGCAUCUCUGUGAUAACCUAUGAUUUUUUUUCCUUGGGAGCAAUGUCAUCUUUUGUGGCACGAGAGCUGUUCCCUCAGACUGUGGAAGGCACUUCAGUCUUGACCAUGGAUAUUCUUGCUAAGAAGUUUCGGGAGCAGACGUUGGAAGAAUCCAACAAACAAAAUUCAUCUCAAAUUAAAUUUAUCCGUCCCGGGGAAGGUUUUAGACUUAGUCGCAAUGCUGAAGCCAGGCUGGCAGGGGCAGACAAAAAGGUAUUUACAGUACAGUUGAACUCUAAUGAAAGAGACAAUGUAUUAGGUGGCUCUCCUUUUGAGAGUUACCCAGAAAACUAUAGGGACCAGUCAGUAUGUGACAAAAAUGCCAACUGCCAGGUGGAUCCGCCCUCAAAGAGACACUGUCGUUCGCUGUCUGUGCCCGCAGAUAAAAUGUGUCCACAAAAAUGGCAACCUCAGGAGACACAAGUCUGGAAGCCAGUAGCUGUGAUAUCCAGUGACAGACAACAUCCCACAAAUCUGUGUUACUUAAAUCCUUCACACUACAGUGACCUCACCCAACAGACUUCAGAUUUUAUUAGUAUAGCUCCCACAAAUUUCCAUUUUGAGCCGGGAGGAGGUCAAGGGUUACAUAUACCACCUGAUAUUUUCACCCCACCAGAAUCACCUGUUCCCCGCCCAUCAUCCACUUCCACAUGUUCGGGUCGUCAUGACGUUUCAUACUUAAAGCUUCAUGCUUUUGACAACCGUAGUCUUUCAUAUGAGGACCAAAUCUCAUCUAGCUCUUCAGCAGGGUCUACUCCCAGUGUUCCUGUAUUUAUUGGGUCAGUUCAGUCAUCCCCACACCGACACAGAAUUCCUCGAUGUCGUUCACAACCUUCUGUACUGCAUGACAGAAAGUAUGGAGUCAAACGACGAAGGGACCAUGAUCAGAGACCGGCCCUGAAUUUCCUAAAAAUGACAGAGAAGGGGAGGGUGUCACGGGUAUCACGAUUCCAUGAGGAGCUGGAGUCGGUCAUGAGUCUCAUGCCUAUUGCCAGUUCUCCUCUGGACAAAGACGUCCCUCUCAGCCGAGCCAUGGAGUCCAGCACCAGUCCUAUCACAGAGAUGGAGCAAGGCAGAACAAGCAGUGCUGAGUUCCUGGAUCGUGACCCUAAUGACCUGGAAGAGGAAGAUGGACCUGUCAAGCUUCUGGGUGACUCGGAUGAAGUGGAGGAAAUCUUCACUCUUCAAGAGGAUUUAGAUUUAGAACAAAUUGAAACAAAUUAACUGUUGUCUGUCCUAGCAUCUUUUCUGUCUUUCUUUUAAAUUGGAAAUGUUAAAAAUACUUUUUUUUCUGAUUGUACAUUCUAUAGUGUUUUGAAUUUUACACAUGGGGAGAACUAAUUGCAUCUUUUUCUUUAUUCUGUACAAAAUGUUUCCGUCCAAGUAAUUUUAAAAUAACAUUGCAAUUUGAAUAACAUUGCAUUGAUAAUAAACCUGGACAUGUAUGUUCAUUUUUUUUUUUUCAAUGUGGAUAUACAUACAUGAAAGUGAAAGUAUAUCAUUUCGUAAAUGCUUUAGAUUAUUAAAAGAAUUUUUUGUACAUGUAUAUAUACCUCAGUGACAUCAAAUUCAUUGCAUUUAUGAAUAAUAUCUUGAUCAGUUUAGAAAUGUUUGAAAUCACAUGUAGCUGUUGGGAACAUUCCAGUCAUAAACAAUUACAUAUUUUCAUCAUUGUGAAUACAACAUUUUACUUAAAAAAAGAAAAAAGAAAAAAUUACAUAAACUCAAAUUCAUAUCCUGGGUAAAUUCAUCUUAGUGAAUUUUUAUUGAAUUAAAUUUUGCAAUGAAGAGCUACUUGUAAACAUGGUAAAAUUGAUGAGCUGUGAAAUAUCUUAUCUUAAUUCAGCAUAUAUCUUAGAAUUGAACUCCCACAAAUAUGCCUGUCUCAUUUCUAUUUAUUACUUUUACUUAUGUAUUUAAUAUAUACAUGUAUAAUGGCAUUUAAUGUCAACUUAAGUCCUUCAUUUUUAGCAAUUUCUACAAGAUGAAAGUGUUGAAAUCCACUUGAUAAUUAUGACUCAAUGCAAAUGACUGGACAAUUGGACUUGUAAUGAUAUCUUUCUUUUGAUAAGGUAUAAGAUUCAUACUUAUGUUAGAUUUUGCUAGAAUUUUGCCUAAUUAGAUCAAACUUUGCUUGAUUUCCCGUUAUUGAAGCCAUGAACCAAUAAAGUUUGUAUACCGGGUAAUAUUUUAUUUAGUCUUAAUUCAGAAGUUUUUGCAUACCGGUAUAUUAAGCUAGAUACAUGUAGGAUAAAAUGUGAAUUUCUUGGAUUUUUUAAAUAAAGUACCUAGAUUUUGUAAUUCCCCCCUUUAUCAACACAACAUGAAGUCAACUAUUUAUUCUUUUUUAACUUUUGAUAUUUUGUUACUCAUCGUUGAGAAAAUGGUGAAAUUAAUGGCAUAUCAAUUUAUGAAGUCUUUGUUAUUCAAUGUCUUAUGAACAAAUGGCAUAUUCAUUUUUCAUAUCAAUACAUUUUUACAUUUUGUGGUACAUUUUUUUUCAUCUUGUUUUUUUUUUUUAGAAAGCAAAGUUUUUAAAAAACAGAACAUUCAUUGUCAAUUUAAUUAUAGAAGCUAGUCUGGGUGUAAAGUACAAUGUAUAUUCUGAUCAAAUCCCAAAUUAUUGUGUGACAGAAAAGGAAAGAAUUGGUGAAGAAUAUAACACAUAUAAUGUACUGAAAUACACAAUGAAAUCUAAAAAAAUGUUAUUUAUAUAUUUAGAACUAAUUAACUAGAUGGGAUCAAUAUGGAAAGCAUACAGAAACAGGACUAAGUAAUUGAUUUUAUUGACAGAUACAUUCAGGGAUAAUUGUGUCAAAAUUAGCCAAGUAGAUUGGCGUCAAAUUUAUUGCUGUAGCAUUUCCCUUGCUUUGAGUAAGGUUUGUUUUUUAAUUCAUCUACAUAUUGUACACUGGAUAUUCAUGUAUAGAAACAGAACAAAGCUGUAUAUCGACUUCCCAGUCACCAUACAGAUGCUGAAGUGUGUUACUGUGUGUCAUAAUUAGAGAGAGACACAUUUUGAUUCAAAUCAUGGCAUUGUUAAAUUUAUGUGGUUAAUAAAUGAAAAUUUAUUCUG